GCUACAGUGAGCUGGUGCAGCAGCAGGACGUGGACCAGGACUCACCACGCGUGUGUUUCAGGCAGAAGACGAUCUGGCUGAGAAGAUGCGAAGCAACGACAUGCUGCAGAGAGCCAUCAACAGCUACAGAGAAGCUGCCGAGCUUCCUGAUGUGACCGCUGACCUCCUGAGAGCCGCGCUGAAGAGACGGGCUGAGAGACAGCAGUUCCUGGGUCGAAUGCGAGGAUCUCUGGUGACUCUCGAGAAGUUGGUUCAGAUCUUUCCAGAAGACAUCAGUCUGAAGAACGACCUGGGCGUCGCCUACCUGCUGCUGGGCGACAACAAGGGCGCUAGGAAGGUGUACGAAGAGGUUCUGGCGGUUGCCCCCAGCAACGGUUUUGCCAAAGUUCAUUACGGCUUCAUUCUUAAGUCGGAGAACAAGAUAGCAGAGAGUAUACCAUACCUGAAGGAGGGUUUGGAGUCCGGUGAGCCGGGAACAGACGACGGACGCUUUUAUUUCCACCUGGGCGACGCUCUGCAGAGGGUCGGAGACGACAGCGCCUAUCACUGGUACGAGCUGGGUCACAAACGUGGCCAUUUUGCCUCGGUGUGGCAGAGGUCUCUGUACAACGUGAACGGACUGAAGGCCCAGCCCUGGUGGACGCCCAAAGAGACGGGAUACACCGACCUGGUCAAGAUGUUGGAGAGGAACUGGAAGACGAUCCGGGACGAGGCUCUGGCCGUGAUGGACCAAAGCACCGGACGGUUCAUACCUGAGGAGGAAAACCUCCGCGAGAAGGGAGAGUGGGGCCAGUACACCCUGUGGCAGCAAGGGAGAAAAGUCGUGAAUUCUUGUCAGGGUGCUUCAAAGACCUGCUCGCUGCUGGAGAGGUUCCCCGAAGCUACAGGCUGCAAGAGAGGACAGAUCAAGUUCUCAGUGAUGCAUCCUGGGACUCACGUCUGGCCUCACACCGGGCCCACCAACUGCCGACUGAGGAUGCACCUGGGCCUCGUCGUCCCCAAACAGGGCUGCAGGAUCCGAUGCACCGACCAGACCAGGCACUGGGAGGAAGGUAAAGUCCUCAUCUUCGACGACUCCUUCGAGCACGAGGUGUGGCAGGACGCCGACAGCUUCCGGCUCAUCUUCAUCGUGGACGUCUGGCACCCGGAGCUGACCCAGUACCAGCGCCAGACCCUGAGCCCCAUCUAGAGCGGCGCGCUAAGAAUCACGAGUCUGACCGACGAACUGCUAGAACUGUGGAAGGAUCCGACAUCAGACUGUAUUCUCUGGGUUUUACUACUGACUCGACAACAAACGGAACUCAUCGGUACUUUACGGUUUGAGCUGGUUUCCGGGGAACCCGAAGCGUCCCUCUUCAGACUGUGGAAACACUAAACACAGAACCGAAGCCUUAACUUUAGCGCCACCGCUAUGCAUCGCCUCAGUUUCGCUCCUCCAUCACUUUUGCACAGGUAAGAUGUAAUAAAAGAUGAUUUAUAUUUAUAUUAAAAAUGCAAAAAAUGAAGAAAAAAAAUUGCAACGGUAAUAAAAACAACCAACGCG
Molecule: messenger RNA, 1543 nt
Organism: Stegastes partitus (bicolor damselfish)
Lineage: Eukaryota; Metazoa; Chordata; Actinopteri; Pomacentridae
Product: un-named hu7910
Exons: 9
Coding region: 86-1189 (367 amino acids)
Biological process (GO): peptidyl-aspartic acid hydroxylation
Cellular component (GO): endoplasmic reticulum
Molecular function (GO): protein binding; peptidyl-aspartic acid 3-dioxygenase activity
Source: RefSeq, a predicted model, not a curated record